Trematosphaeria pertusa is the source of this 957-nucleotide messenger RNA. RefSeq lists its product as uncharacterized. The transcript has 2 exons. The record is from RefSeq and is a predicted model, not a curated record. The coding region runs from base 1 to 957 and encodes 318 amino acids. Lineage: Eukaryota; Fungi; Ascomycota; Dothideomycetes; Pleosporales; Trematosphaeriaceae.
AUGAUAUGGUGUUCAAGAAUUCGGGUGGCGGCGGGUAGACCGCCGGCGGAUAGUUGGCCGGGGGAGGGGCAUGGUGCGGAUAUUGCGGAGGAUACGCGGGCGGAUGCUGCGCUGGCGGAUACCACGCUGGCGGAUACUGCGCUGGCAAAUACUGCGCAGGUGGGUACUGCGCAGGCGGAUGUUGCGCGCGCGGGUAUUGUUGCGCCGGCGGGUACUGAAGUGCUUGUUGUUGCGCCGGCGGAUACUGCGCCGGCGGAUAUUGGGCGGGCUGUGGAGGUUGAUACUCUCCUCUAUACGGGUAUGAAUGGCCGUAUGACUGAACAUAUCCUUGCGGUGCUGAAGCCUGAUACUACAUCGAACGCGCCUCUACGACUCACAGGCACCUGGAGGUGCACAGAACAUGGCUCGUGGGAGUCCCGACUAGCAGAAGAACUCUUCACCCGCAUUAGUGCAGGCUACUACUACACUGGACAGGGUUUCAACAUUGCCCCGGCUGGUAUUGCUGUCAGCUCCGCCAAUCUAGGCAUUCAGCUACACGAGGAAGCCACGGAGAAGUGGCGAGAGUGUGAAUUCUUCCGUCUUUCACUUCCGCUUUACAUCAAGCAACAGCAACGGGAGCUUGAUACCGGCUUGCCAGCCUACCAGAACUUCGUUGCUGGCAAGAUGGAAGCGACGCAGAUUGCAAGAAAACGAGAAGACGAGCGACGGCAACGGCAACGGCAAGCUCGGGUUAUUAUGCUGGAAGAACAACUAGAUCGUCUCGAGCGGGCCGCCAUCCCAGACAGGACCCUAAAUGAGCGGCUCGACGCGCUCUGUGAUGAACACACUGUCACGGAAAACGCCUGCAAUGACAGCUAUCCCGACGUGCGAGCAGUGCUCGAGGCAGGACACAGCUAUCGGCAACGAUAUCCGACAGCAAAUCGCGAGGUAUUUCCAAGUGCCGGAACACCGGGAUGA